AUGGAGGCAAUUGUAGAAUAUAACUAUGAAGCACAAGAACCUGAUGAAUUAACUUUAAAAAAAGGAGAUAAAAUCACAGAGAUUAAAGUAAUGUUAGGUGGGUGGUGGGAAGGAACUUUAAGAGAUAAACGUGGCAUGUUUCCUGAUAAUUUUGUUAAGGUAUUAGAACCUGUAUCAAGUGGAACAGUUGGAAGUAUAGGAAGUGGAAGCAGUGAAACAGCUACUAAUGCUAAACCAGAAGAAGUUUCAUUAAAAAAUGGAGGAUCCAGAAGACGAUUUUGUGAAGUACUUUUUAAGUAUGAACCUUGUAAUAAAGAUGAAUUAACUUUAGUACCUCAAGAUUCUAUAGAAUUUUUGGGUGAAGCAGAAGAAGGAUGGUGGAGAGGUAGACUUAAGGGCAAGGUUGGAGUCUUUCCCUCAAAUUUUGUAUCUCCUCCAGUGUACGAAGAUUCUGACAAACAUAAAGAUCCAGAUAAAAAAGAAAUAUGUAAAGUACUUUUUCCUUAUGAAGCUGCUAAUGUAGAUGAAUUAACAUUGAAUGAAGGAGAUAUAAUAACACUUCUUUCUAGAAAUGCCCCCGAUAAGGGUUGGUGGAUAGGAGAAUUGGAUGGUCAAGUGGGUCUAUUUCCUGACAAUUUUGUUGAAGUAAUAAAUGCUGCAGCUGACCAUCAAGACCAUGAUCAAAAACAUGAAAAUUCUAUGAAAACAGCUACGAAACAUCCUCAUCAAAUAAAGAAGAAUGGAAAAGCACAUACUAGAAAAAGUUUGGAUGUACGAAAUGUACAUGCAGAUACAACUAAGAAAACCAUAUCAAUAACAGGACCUUCUACAACAUCAACUGCUUCAGGAGUUGGAGGAAAUAGUGCAGAUAGAAAAAGUAUAGGCAGUCAUGCAAUCAUAUCGAAUUUAAAACGUCUCGUAGGUGAUGCAGGAACGAACAACGGUAAUGGAAAUACUAAUGUAGCUUUGGGUGAAGAAUUAGAUGGGGUAGAACGAGGAGAAGGAGCACCGCUUUCGCACUUAACAGCUUCUCGAGCUAAAGCACCCCGUCGACGUCCACCUUCUUCGCGACGUUUAAGACGUCACACUGCCGGACCAAUAGUCCCUACAACCACUACAACACCUGUUAGUGUUCUUGGCUUUAGUUUAGUAGAGGAAUUAAAAUUAAAUCAAUUAGAGAGGAGAAAAGUUGUACCAGUGGAACAUGUUAAAUCCGAAGUGAAGAAGGAACGUAAUUAUUUUCGGGUGUUAAAUACAACAAAUAUCAUAGACUGCAUUAAGAAAUUAGAGGCAGAAUGUGAAGAAAGUAAGCAAAAGUGUAAAAAUCUAAGUCAGAGGUCUGACACAUCUUCACAUCCUGAACAGACCUCAGCUACUUCUGGACCUCCAGCUUAUGUGCCCUAUACAGUUUACAAUCAACUAUUAGAAAGGGUUACCGCGUUAGAAGAAAAACAAGUAAAUCUAGAAGAAAUAAUGGGACAGAUUUUGGAACAGUUUCUACGUCUGGUAUCUUCAACGAAUAGCCCGGAUUAA
This is a messenger RNA of Habropoda laboriosa, 1533 nucleotides long. Its product is annotated as SH3 domain-containing kinase-binding protein 1-like. The record is from RefSeq and is a predicted model, not a curated record. Gene Ontology annotation, molecular function: protein binding. Lineage: Eukaryota; Metazoa; Arthropoda; Insecta; Hymenoptera; Apidae. Bases 1 to 1533 code for a protein of 510 amino acids. The transcript has 7 exons.